Molecule: messenger RNA, 9351 nt
Organism: Eptesicus fuscus (big brown bat)
Lineage: Eukaryota; Metazoa; Chordata; Mammalia; Chiroptera; Vespertilionidae
Gene: LIFR
Product: LIF receptor subunit alpha
Exons: 20
Coding region: 302-3592 (1096 amino acids)
Biological process (GO): positive regulation of cell population proliferation; cytokine-mediated signaling pathway
Cellular component (GO): external side of plasma membrane; membrane; signaling receptor complex
Molecular function (GO): oncostatin-M receptor activity; ciliary neurotrophic factor receptor binding; leukemia inhibitory factor receptor activity
Source: RefSeq, a predicted model, not a curated record
UCUCCGUCGUGGCCGUGGCCGUGCCCGUUGCUCUGGCGGCGGCAGCGGCUCCGGGCGCGCAGAGGGCAGCGGGCGCCCCUCGCCCGUGGCCGUGUCCAGCAGCCCGCGCUGGGACCCGGAGGCCAGGCGGCGGCUGGCAGUGCCCGGCCCUCCUCCUCCUCCUCCUCCUCCUCUUCGUCGCCAGCCCCGGGCGACUGCGGACUCCGGGCAGCCCCCGCGGCGGCCGAGGCAGCCGAGCGGACGGCGGGGGAUGGCGAGAUAGCGGCGCGGGAGCGGCCGGGCUGACCACGCCGGACGGAGGAUGGACGUUGCCUCGUGUUUAGGACGACCGACCCGGAUGGCGGCCAGGGAAGGGCGGAGGAUGACUUCACAUCUCCGGUGGUUCUUAUCCACGUUUAUGCUUCUGUACUUAAUGGAUCAAGUAAGCAGCCAGAGAAAGGGCGCUCCUCGGGACGUGGAGUGUGUAACCAGCGAUUUACAAGCUUGGGACUGUUCUUGGAGAGCGCCCUCGGGAGCAGGCCGCGGAGCUCUUUACGAUGUUUGCAUCAAAAACAGGACCCGUUCUUGUUAUCAGUUGGGGAAAACAAGUACUAAAAUCCCAACUCUUUCACCUGGGCAUUAUGAAAUAACGAUAAGCCCGCUACAUGAUUUUGGAAGUCCUAUAAGCAGAUUCAUACUGAAUGAAAAAAAUGUGUCCCUCAUUCCAGACCCUCCGGAGAUCCUGCGUUUGUCUGCCAAUUUCUCAACGUCUACGUUACACCUGGAGUGGAGUGACAGGGGCUCUGCCUUUCCCCAUCACGCAAAUGUCAUUUGGGAAAUUAAAGUCCUACGUAAAGAGAACAUGGAACUCGUAAAAUUAGAGACCUUCAACACAACCCUGAACGGGAAGGACACAGUCCACCGCUGGAGCUGGGCCUCGGACCUGCCCUUGGAGUGUGCCACUCACUCCGUGGGCCUGCGGCGCUACAUCGACGACGCGCGCUUCUCUGGCCGCAAAGAGUGGAGCGACUGGAGCCCCCUGCAGAACGUUUCUGGGGCUACUGAUACUCAGAAUAAGGUUUUUCCUCAAGACAAAGUGGUACCUGCGGGCUCAGACGUAACGUUCUGUUUUGUGACUCAAGAAGAAGUGUCAUCAGCACAGAUCAGCUACUCAAAGUAUCCCCUUAUUCAUCUCGAUGGGGAAAAUGUGGCAAUCAAGGUCCAUAACAUUUCUGUUUCUAUAAGUAGUGGAACAAAUGUGGUUUUCAUGACAAACAAAGACAUGUAUGGAACAGUCAUCUUUGCAGGAUAUCCACCUGAUAUUCCUCAAAAGCUGAACUGUGAGACUUACGAUUUGAAAGAGAUUGUCUGUACGUGGGAUCCAGGAAGGCCGACGGCUUUGGUGGGCCCUCGCAGUACAGGUUACACUUUGUUUGAAAGUUUUUCUGGAGAAUCUGUUGCAUUUAAAAGAGUUGUAGCACCCAUAAAUGAAAGCUAUCAGUUAUUCUUUCAAGUGCUUCCAAACCAAGAAAUGUAUAAUUUUACUUUGAAUGCUCUCAAUCCUCUGGGUCAAUCAGAAGCAACGAUUUUCAUCAACGUGACUGAGAAAGUUUCCCCCCAUACUCCUACUUCAAUCAGAGUGAAGGAUAUUAAUUCAACAGCUGUUACGCUUUCCUGGCACUUACCAGGCAGCUUUGCAAAGAUUAAACUGUUAUGUCAAGUUGAAAUUAACAAAGCUAAUUCAGUACGGGAAUUGCGGAAUGUCACAAUCAGAGGAGUAGACAAUUCAAAUUACCUCAUCGCUGUGGACAAGUUAAGUCCGUACACUGUGUAUGCUUUUCGGAUUCGUUGUUCCAGUGAAACUUUCUGGAAAUGGAGCAAAUGGAGCAGUGAAAAACAAUAUUUAACCACAGAAGCCAUUCCUUCAAAGGGACCGGACACUUGGAGGGAGUGGCGCUCUGACGGGAAGAAUUUAAUAAUAUAUUGGAAGCCUUUACCCAUGAAUGAAGCUAACGGGAAAAUCCUCUUCUAUAACGUAUCCUGUUCGUCAGAGGAGAAAACACAGUCCCUCUCUGAGAUCCCUGAUCCUCAGCACAAGGCAGAAAUGCAACUGGACAAACAUGACUACAUCAUCAGUGUGGUGGCAAAAAACUCCGUGGGCUCCUCGCCGCCUUCCAGAAUAGCCAGCAUGGAGAUUCCAAACGAUGAUCUCAAAGUAGAGCAGACAGUCGGAAUGGGGAACGGGAUCCUCCUCACGUGGAACUACGACCCCAACAUGACCUGCGACUACGUCAUUAAGUGGUGCAACGCGUCCCAGCCGCAGCCCUGCCUCAUGGACUGGAAGAAGGUCCCCGCAGACAGCACCGAGGCCGUGAUCCAGUCGGAUCAGUUUCGCCCCGGCGUGCGGUACCAUUUCUUCCUGUACGGGUGCAGAAACCACGGCUAUCAGCUGCUGCGCUCCGUAAUUGGAUAUGUAGAAGAAUUGGCUCCAACCGUUGCACCAAAUUUCACCGUGGAGGACACAUCUGCGGAUUCGAUCCUGGUGAAGUGGGACGAUAUACCCGUGGAGGAGCUCAGAGGCUUCCUACGAGGCUACGUGUUUUACUUUGAAAAGGGAGAGAGAGACACCUCGAAGAUGCGAGGUUUGGAAUCAGGCCGUUCCGACGUGAAAGUUAAGAACAUCACCGACAUCUCCCAGAAGACACUGCGGAUCGCCGACCUUCAGGGCAAAACCAGUUACCACCUGGUCCUGCGGGCCUACACGGACGGCGGCCUGGGCCCCGAGAAGGGCAUGUUCGUGGUGACCAAGGAGAACUCCGUGGGGUUGAUCAUCGCCAUUCUCAUCCCCGUGGCCGUGGCGGUCCUCGUCGGGGUGGUGACCAGUGUCCUUUGUUACCGGAAACGAGAAUGGAUAAAAGAAACCUUCUACCCUGAUAUUCCUAAUCCUGAAAACUGUAAAGCGUUACAGUUUCAGAAGGCUGUCUGUGAGGGAAGCAGUGCCCUGAAAACAUUGGAAAUGAAUCCCUGUACCCCGAAUAACGUCGAGGUUCUGGAAACUCGAACAGCAGUCCCUAAAAUAGAGGACACAGAAAUCAUUUCUCCCGUGGCCGAGCGUCCCCCGGACGGCUCGGAGGCAGAGCCCGAAAACCACGUGGCCGUGUCCUACUGUCCCCCCGUCAUCGAGGAAGAAAUACCGAACCCGGGAGCGGAGGAAGCCGGGGGCACUUCCCAAGUCGUGUACAUCGACGUCCAGUCCAUGUAUCAGCCGCAGGCCAAGCCGGAGGCAGAGCAGGACGCGGACCCGGGCGCGGGGGGCGGCUACAAGCCCCAGAUGCACCUCCCCGUGACCUCUGCCGGGGACGAGGCGGCCGCGGAAGGGGACUUGGAGAAAACUGCGGGUUACAGGCCUCAGGCCACUGUGAACGCCUGGACCUUGGUGUCCCCGGACUCCCCCCGGUCCACGGACAGCAACAGCGAUGUCGUGUCUUUCGGGAGCCCGUGCUCCAUCAACUCCCGACAGUUCCUGAUCCCCCCGAAGGACGAAGACUCUCCGCGAUCCAAUGGAGGAGGGUGGUCCUUCACAAACUUUUUCCAGAACAAACCAAACGACUAACGUGUCACUUCCGUCCGCCAUCUCAGUAAGCUCUCAUGGCCGGUGCUGCGGCGUGGGCCCGGGCACCCCUGGGGGGGUCCUGUGAAGUGUUGUCAGCGAGGUGGGCGCCACCACGUGGGUCACACGGCAGUGUCCGCUGCUUUCCGUGUAGUCUACACGGCAGAGUCACGCAGAGACUCAGCCCACGCAGCUCAAGGUCUGGAGCUGUUUGUGAUUUGAGCCAAAGAAUUCUCCCUUUCUCUCCCUUCCAGAAGUAUUUCAAGCCGAACGCUGCCCGGCCCAUACGUGCAAAACAAAUCCCCCGGCAACCGCCCCCUGUUCAGUCCUUCCUGGUUUUCUCAUAUGGACACUUGACGGAAUUGCAAGCAGGUUUGCAGGCAAGGGGAAUGUCAAAGCCACAGAGGGCGUGGGUUUGCCUGCCCUUGACUCCAUCCUGGAUGAAAACCAAGCACAGAUCUGAGGACCUUCAACACUUCUCCUCCUCUCUCCACAGCAUUCACAAGCCAAUGUCAUUGUUUAAUGUAGCGACAGCUAGGUAGCGUUUGGUUUGGCCCGUGUGCCGAUCGCUGUGCCUGCUGUACAAUGGGUGUCAGUCACACAGUUUUCUCAGGGGUACACACUUGGAACAGGAGACGACACUGAGCAGCCCGAGUCGGAAUCGCCUUUCCUGCCUCUGGGGGGCAUUCUCCAACCUCUCCGUUAUUUUUCUAACUUUUCUGCUAGCUUCCCAUGUCGCACUUGAUUGCCUAGUAUUUAAAACUUAAAUCCCUAAGACCAGAGAUCUCUGUUGUUGUUGUUGUUGUUUUAAUCUGGGUUACUUUUUGUUCCACCGUGUCAGUUGCAUACAUACAUGAGCGAGUUCAACAUUACCCCUAAACACAUGAUUCUGGGGGCUUCCCAUUGGAGACGGCUACUGCGCAGGGUCUUAGCGACAUUCGCUCUCUGUGCACUCGUGACAGCUUCAGCUUCUCCUGGGUCACCUCGUAGCCGAUGUUCCUUCUGAUCGCGCCUCUUCGCCGCUCCUCUCUCUUAUGUGCUCAUCAGUCCCGACUGUUCGAUCCAGUCCUCCAUUUUUAAAAAGAUAAACUGAAAAGAUCACGCUUCUUACAGGGACAGUUACGCAAGGGCUCUUUAAGGUGAAAUGUCACAAGAUCCACGUGAGUCGACGGGCACCCCUGUGUUACAGCUGCCCAGAGUCAGGUGUCCCCCCGCAGCCUCUGCCCGCCCUCGGGGUUCACAGGUGAUGUCUGGAUUGGACUUGGUUCUCAGAAAAAGCAGAUGAAAAGCUACAAAGUGUAUCUUAUUUUGUUCCUGCCCUCAGGUGGUCUAUGUAUUUUAUCUUUUGAUACUUAGAGUACUUAAAAUUUUGAAAUAUCUUAAGUCAAGAUAUGCCUGUUUUGUUUUGUGUGUUUUUUUUUCCUCAUCAGAGGUUCUGUAAUGUAUCUGUACAUAAUGGAUCAGUUUGGGAUUUUUCUAGCUCAUAAUGUAUCUUUAUAAAAACCAUGUUGUGGGGAAAAGCCACGGGGUGACAAAGGGCAAGAUCUGUGCAGGUGCUCGGUGUAUGAAUCCUGACGUUAACUGCUGGAAUUCAGCUGAGUCCCCGAGCUUCCGCGAUAUGUGGACGUGUGGAACAAAAUAGAAUUUUGUACAUACACUAGGAUAUUUAAACUAUGUCAUAGUUCAUAGAGGUUUUCAUCAAUGAGACAGGUAUCAAAUUAGAGCAUCCCUAACAGAGUUUGCUCGGUCGGACUCCUGCCCUUAACCUUCACCCGAGACACUCAGACCUGGGGCUCCCCUUUUCCCCCCGCCCGAAGCUCAUCAUCAUAAUACUGCUUGUCCCCAACAGGAUCCUGCCUCAUCCCCCAAGAAAUCCAUAGGUCCUUCCUUUUAUCCCUGUAAGUUGGAUCAAUGUUGAUCAUGGGAAAAGAUCAGCAGAGAUUGUGUGAGCUCUGAAGUCGAUACUGAUGUAUUUCACCCGUGACCAUCUGGACCCGUGCCCUUCUAACUAAUGAUCUGUUUGUCUGGCUCAGGGUGACUAGCCCUGGGGCUCCCGCAUCCUUUCUCUCUGUCCAUGAGCUGUGUCCCACUGUGUUGUUGAAAAAUGCUGCCUACAGAACACACGUUCACAUCUCUCCCAGCCGAGUUCAAGUCCAGCUUCCCUCAUGGGGAAGGGAGACCCUGGUGGUCAUUGGGAUGGGAUUUCUCUUGCGAGUGACCCCCUUAAGUAAAACACUACUCAAUAUAAAAACACUCUUAGGAGACUUAGCUAGGCUUUUAACAUUAGAUGGACCUUUUGUUUAACAUGAUGUAUUGCAUGGAGUAGACCCAUGUAUAACUGAAGUCUUACGUGUGUCGAGCCUGCCUGUAGAAGCCUGGGUUUGAGACUGCGGUCCUGAGAACCUGGAUCGUUGAGUUGAGUGUCUGUGUGCUCAGGUGACAGAGGUACUGUGUGCCUGCAGCUUAGACCCGGAAGCAGCCAUUCACGGAAAAGUUCAAGGGCAGAAGUGUCAGCCUCACUCUCCAUACCAGCAUUGAUUUCCCGGCUCAUGGAUCGGAGGAUUUCACGGAGAGCAUGUAGUCCUAAACGUUUGCUGUGGCAAAAGCCCCACUCGUAAAACUUCAUGCAACUUGUAUCCUUGCAGGAAAUUAGGCCUAUAAUUUUUUAAUUCGUCUUCAUACCAUCCAUAUUAAAGAACAUUACUGUCCUUUCUGUAUUUGAGUAAUUAGAUAUAGUUCAGUAAAGGAGACUAAGGAAUAUUUUCUUCCAAAAGGAAUUUGAAGUCAAUUUUAUGGUAUUUUGAAAUUAAAGUACUCCCUACCAUGUCAGUAUGCAGAAAAUGCCAUCAGAAUUUUCUACUGCUCAGGCGCACGAUCUGAGAAGACUUUUUGCUUGUUUAUUUAAAGUAAUUUUUGCUGUUUCCUGUUAAAACCUAUCUUUUAUGGAAUCUUUUAUCCUGCAAGUGUAAAAUUGGGCAUCUCACGAGUAACAUGUGGGCUCAUUAGCUAACUUCGAAGACGAGGCACAUCGUGAAGGUUUAGUGAAUAAUUUUUCAUUGACUCAGUCCCAUCCCAGACUGUGCCGUUUCCAGAGUUCUCCUGAAGGGCAGUAUUAUGACAAGGUGUAACGUGUAGAUCUGAGACUAUUGGCUUGGAGAUCCAGUGCUUUAGAAGUGGCUCCGCAGUUUGACAACUUGGGAAAGACUCAGGCAAACGUAUCACCAGAGAGCGCAUUUCCCCCUCAUUUUAAGUGUUCCCAGUCCUUUGUAUUUGGUGGGUAGGCGACUGGGGACGUGUUUGUACCCACCAGCAUGUGUUCCAGCAAACCAACAAUGCAUUGACGUGCAGCUUCAUCGACGAAGUGAGCACUCAUUCUCUGGAUAAACUAUUUCUCUGCAGCAUUUAUUUUAAACCGGUAUUUUCUGCUGAAAGAAAAGUGUCAUGGUACCAUGCCCAUCUUUUUUAAGAACAUUUUUCACGUGAGGAUUUGCGUCCACCCUUCCUGGAAAUGCAUCUUCAAAUGUCAUUGGAAAGUACUUGGUUUGAUGUUGGUCUGCUUCUAUCUUCGUGGAUUAUGUGCCCAGGGGAUUAUCAGUGCCGGUAUGAGGAUUAAGGACAACAAUCCACGUGUCAGGCUUGAUGGUGUGUGGUAAGAUUUUAGGGGAUGUGGUUUGAUCGAGAACACAUCCAAAUCCACUGAAUGAUGAUACUGAGUUAGGACAGGAUUCUGUUCUUUUUAACCUUAAGUAGUGCUUGUUUCUCCCUGUAUUAAGAAUGUUAAUAUCUUGGAUUAUAAGUAUCCUGGUUAUACAGAGUUUACCUAUGCAAGACAAAUUCCAACUGUGCAACACUUUAAUGAAAAUUAAAAGUAGUGAUUUAAGAAGGAAACCUUCUGAAUGUUUUUAUGUGCAAGUGCCUAGCUGAAGAAUCAUAGAAACAAAGAAGUUUAAAAACUCUUGAGUAACUAUAACUGAUGGAAUAUUAACCAGUUACAAAGCCGUCAUAACUUACAUUACUUUUUGGUUGCUAUAACUCAAUACCGUAAAAACUAAGAGAUGUGAAUGGGGAAAUUAAUACUGAAUUGACAGGGGAAUUAUUUUAUUACAUUUGUAUAUUUAUCUCCUAAGAUUGCCUUUGCAGUAGCCAAUCAGAACUUUUAAAAAUAAAAAUAACAACAUAGAUCUUAUGCUGCUGCACUUCAGCAAAAAAAUACUUUGUAUACCUGAUUGAAUUGCUCACUUAAAAUUAUUGCAUUCCUUAUAUACAUUUAUUUUUCCCCUUUUGUUAUUUCUAUCACCAUUAUCCCCCAUAUACCCUUUUUGACCUCCGUUAUGUACAUUUAAAAUGUACUUCUCUUUGUAAUUACUCCAUCUUAAAUGGUUAACUUUCAGUUUCUGAACUCAUUAUUUUUCCUAAGCAUUCCAGGGGUGUAUUAUUAAAAAAAAAAAAAACACAAAAAAGAUUUCUGUGUGGUAAUACAAUAUUUUGUUAAAAUGUGAACAAGUUAGAGUUUAGGUUGACAUUAGUAUUGUGACAUUUGCAACUGAUCAUACUGAAGAAUGAUUUUCAUAAAUUUUUAAAAAUAGUCUGCCCCCAGUUUAAUUCCAAAUACUCUUCUCCAUUACUUAUGAUAUAUCCUCCUAUUUAGUUUUUUUUUUUUUCCUACAUAAUGUUUAGGAAAAGUGUGGAUACAUUAUGAAUAAAAGGCAACACACAAAAAGAAAUCUUACUCCGUUUAUUGUUGUGGAAAGUUAAGUAGUAUAUGAUGCCUGAGAUUUGUUUUUAUCCCAUUAUUUCCACCCAAAAAGAACAUGGCCUUUAAAAACACAAACAAAAACAUUCAAUUUAGAAUUGCUUGAAAAGAUUGGCCUGGACAGAGAGAGAUCCCAAAUUUGAGAUGGUACCAUAGGAAUGUUGAUAUUUUUAUUCUCUUUCAUUAGCUGGCCAUAAGUUCUGAAAGCGCUAGGAAAUCACCAUUUCUACUUUCAAAAUUGCAUUAUAGUGAAUUACUGUUUACAAAAUACACAUACUGUGAACAGAUAUAAGUUUUUGUUUUUUAUAAGGUUCUUUGUAGAAUGACUGUUUUUUCAAAAGGGAUGUAUGUUAAAUAUCUUCGUGUUUUUUUUUAAAUAAAUACUAGCAACUGUUUACUAAUUUUUGUUCAGUCAGGUGUGUGCAAAUGUAGCUGAAAGAGAGGGAGAGGCUGCAGAUCUAAACCUGUUCCCUUCUUCAUUUCUUGAAAUGUUACCACUGCCGACCUUUUGUUUCUUUUUUUCUUUCUUUACCUGAAUGAUCAGUCAUGAUGUUCUGUAUCUAAGAUCAUGCUUAGUCAUAUAAGGAGAAGCAUUUACAUAUAUAUACAGGAAGCAAACUGCAGGUUGUAGGACAUUUGUGCGACUCGCUCUCACUCGCAAAAUUCUGAGUUUAAUGUGGGAUAAAACAACUCCACUUACAAAGCUAACAAGUAUUUUCUGCCUUGUGAAAAUUUGGAGAUUAUGUGGCAUUAGGAUGGAAAAUUUGGUCAUUUUAUAUUAUUGUAUAAUUUCAGAAUUUAGUUUCCAUAUGUUUUGGAGAACAUGGUUAUAGCAAGAACAUAGAAUAUAAGUAACCUAUUACUAAGAGACCUUAAAUGUAAAAUUAGUACGCUUGGCUGUUAACUCUUAAAGAUGUUACUUAUGUCUGUUUUUAAAACGUGCAUGUAUUUAACAAUUUUACCAUAGUAUUGUCAUGGAAAAAAUAAAUAUAUUUUCUUACAACUUACA